GCAGUUUUCCGUGGCUCCGCGGCUGGGCUUGCGUCACGUAGGUUACGCACACAGUUACUCCCCGGGGGCUGCCCAGAACCCGCGCAAGCUGCGGCGCCUUCUCAGAUCUGCGCACCCUGAAGGCCGGGGCCGCGAUGGCGCCAGUCGGGGCCCGAGGUGGAGCUGAUCAGGGGCUGAGAAGAACCUGAUCGAUUUGGGGCCAAGCACGAAAUCCUUCCCCGUGUGUAGGCUCCGGGUUCCGGCCCGCCACUUUGCAGCCGUCAGGGUCCGCUACUCUAGAAGCCCUGAACUCUGUACCCCAUCAAGCCUCGGGCCCCCUGCGGGAAUGUUCAAAAAUGAGUAUCAGGGAGGUGCAUUUGUUGAAAUCUUUAGUGCUCAGGGGAAAAACCCUGGAGCAAGAUGGAAGAUCAUUGGCAGCCCAUCUGUAAUUUGGAAAGAAUUUGAUAAGGAAGUAAAAAGUUUUGUGUUUGUCCUGGAAGGCAGCAGUCAAACAAACAAAAUUCAGUUACCAAAGGAGAAUAAGCAAUUCCUUGGACUGAUCCAGAGGUUUCUUGUACUUCAGAUUUACAUACCCUUGGGACAAGACUUCUCCACUGAAUUGCUCAUUACUGAUUUAGGGAACAUCAAAAGAAGAUUGUAUUUAUCAACGGUCCAUAAGGAACUGUCCUCAACCCCUCUUCAUGCAAAAAUUCCACUCUUCAUGAUCAAGCGCAAAAUUUGGUGCAAUCUGUGCAUUGACUUAGUGGCAUUUACCAGUGAAAUAUUUAAGGGAGCAGUUUUCCAGUCAUUGGAUGGAAUUAUUGUCUCAGCUAACUGUAAGCUACGGAAAAUCUUCACUUUGAAAUCAAAGCCUCAAGACACUGCUGAUAAAGAGGCUGGAUAUGGUGUUCCCUUUCCAACAGAUGAACCUACCGACAUUAUUCCACGAAGCUGCCAACUAACGACAGAUGUUCCACAAGUCACACAGCUGCUAAAUAUGACUAAACUCCGCCAAACUGAAAUAAAAUUUGGAGGUCAUCCUCUCAGUUCAGCAGAAUCAGAUCAAUUCAUUAACAGAGGAAUGAGCAGUGUGCGUAACAAUAAAAGUCAAGAUGUUUGUCACAUUGCCUUUGGAUCCAAAGUUCUUGGACCACCUCCACUCUCUGGCAGAAGGAAUAACCUGAGGAUGUCCAGUGAGACAAUAAAAUCUGUUGGCUCCAAAAAUAACCGAUCAUACCAGCAGUCCACUGUGCAAAAGUGUGAAAACAGUGCAGAAAUGUCAACCUUGCUGUCUGAGUCUGAGGAACAAGGAGAUAAAGAAAAUAUUCUCCAAAUAAAGCAGACUGUACCUAUUCAUGCCAAUCUGCAUCCACAUCCCCCUCAAGAACCAUCAGCAGAUAAGAAUAAUAACAGGAGAAGAUUACGGUUAAAAAGCACCAGCAGAGAAAGGACAGAGACACCCAGCGGCAGUUCUUUGGGACAUAACAGAAAUGAAGAUAAAGCAGCAACGGCCCUCACCACUGUGCUGCAACAGAGAGCAGAGACGCUGAACCCCGGCAUUCCAGCACCCCAGUCUCUUGAUCAAGCAGAUGAGUGGAUAUUUCCUGCAAAUGAUGACCACAUUCCCCAUUUGGCAUGUAGCAGGCAGUCUUUACUUCUGGAUGAUGAUACCCACCACUCUUCAAACCUGUGGCUAGAGGCCAGCCAGGAAAGUGAACAUGACCUUCAAAGAAAAGACACCCGGAUUGUUCCAAAGAACGUUUUCACUUUUUCAUCAAGACCACGGUCAGCACCGCAUGGAAAGACACAGAAUAUGUCCCCAGAAGGCUGUCCAUUUAUUUUGGAUCUGAGCGAAGAUACCAGUAUGACAAGAGAUGCCCCAUUGGAGAAUGAUCUUUAUGACAGUGACAGCAGCGAAGAGGAAUAUGACUGGAGAAAUUAUCAACCCAGCCAGAUGAGUGAAUCUGAGUUACAAAUGCUAGCAAGCUUACGUAGGCAACAGAAUGAAGAGCUGGAGGACACUGGGGCUUCCCAUGGCCUGAGUGCAUCCCAGGUUGACAACUGUAAUGUCAGCAUAAGUACCAGCAGCGAUGACACAACCACCUGGAACUCCUGCCUGCCACCGCCUGUCAACCAAGGUCGUCACUAUCAGAAAGAAAUGAAUCCACCUUCUCCUUCUAACCCCAGGGACUGGUUAAAUAUGUUGAGUCCACCAAUUGUUCCUCCCAGUCAGCAUUCAGCAGAGCAGCAUCCGGAUUCUUCUGGAAGUUUGAGUGCUCAAGGUGAAGAGGACGGGAGUGCGGAAGAGGACGAGGAAGUGCUGACUCUGCUGUAUGACCCAUGUCUGAACUGUUACUUUGACCCCCAGACUGGGAAAUACUAUGAGUUGGUGUGAUCCCUCCUUCCACAGCAAGGAAUGCCCCUCCCCCAGGCAGAGCUGGAGGGCAGCUGUGACUCUGGGAGUUGGCACCCCAGGGUGUGUGUCGCAGGCCUGUGAAUCAAAAGUGAUGCGACAGAUGAACUCAUUUUUGUAAAUAAUGCUCAAUGUUAGGAAUACCUACAUUCAUUUUGUAGAUGUGUGUGAUUUUUGGAAAUGUGAAAGAAUUACUACAGACAUGAUUUUAGGACUUUGGAUUGGUUCUAUUUGUUGGUUCUCAGAUUGUACAUGUAAUUUUCUUUAUUUCAUAUAAUUUUGUGUGAACAAAUUAAGAGUUAUUAAUUCAAAUUUUGUGCAGUGUUAAUCUGUAAAUGAUGGCUUGAUACACAGAAAAAUGUAUUCUUGUUUCAAAGAUACCUGGGUACCUUUUAUUUUGCUACCUAUUUGUAUUAAAAAUAAAGUAUGAUGGUCAGAAUAUCUUUUAAACUGCUUUUUUUUUAAUUGACCACACUUUCUUUAUCAGAAUAUUCCUAGAUGAUACUUACUUUUCCUUAGACUCUUACAAAGUAAGCUCUAUGAACUGAUCAGACUUUUGACCACUGGUCAAAAUUACUGGUUCCAUCAUAGUUUCCCUAGAGUUUGCCAUAGAUCAGAACAUUGUUAAUCACUGUAGCUUCAUAGCGCCAUGCUUUGCUUUGUGGUUUUGUUGUUUUGUUUUGUUUUGUUUUCACCAGUUAUCUCUGAAUUCUAAUAAGAUGAUCCACAUCCAGCUCAUGUGGAUUUAACAAGAAGUCACUCAUUUGAACACCCCACAUACCACUCACUUCUGUGAGCUGGAUGUUUUCUUAAGUCCUUAAGGCUGUAUCACUGAACUCUGCUUACUGCAUCACUACAAAGAAACCAAACGCUUCUUGAAUUUGAGGAGAUCUUGAAUUGUGUGCCACGUAUAUUAAUAUUGAGCUCAAGUACGUACUUAUUAUGUUAACUGGCAUAUUUUGU
Messenger RNA from Condylura cristata (star-nosed mole), 3355 nucleotides. It is a transcript of the gene CFAP20DC, whose product is annotated as chromosome unknown open reading frame, human C3orf67. The transcript has 16 exons. Bases 326 to 2374 code for a protein of 682 amino acids. The record is from RefSeq and is a predicted model, not a curated record. NCBI's taxonomy places the organism in Eukaryota, Metazoa, Chordata, Mammalia, Eulipotyphla, Talpidae.